This is a messenger RNA of Pseudo-nitzschia multistriata, 3331 nucleotides long. Lineage: Eukaryota; Bacillariophyta; Bacillariophyceae; Bacillariales; Bacillariaceae. The record is from the annotation of a GenBank genome assembly.
CACCUACUAAGAGAGUAAACGUAAUCUCGUGCACUGGCAAAGGCGCUGAUGGGAUCGCAUUGAGAUUGAUAAGAAACAAAUUUACUCCAAAAUUAUUCUUAUGAUGGUAAUGGUACUCCCUCUUCCUAGCUAACAUUGUAUAAAAAGAGAUACUCUCGGUGGGGAUCGAACCCACGACCUUGGGUUUAUUAGACCCACGCUCUAACCAGCUGAGCUACGAAAGCAGGAUCACGCUGUCAACAGUGAAAGAAUAUUCAAUUCUUGAAUGUGAAGAGACACGGAUCAUUUCGAAAGGGAAACAGAAAUCAUCCAAAUCAUCACCAUUUCUUGUGUUUCCUCACACAGCUUUGAUGAUCUCGUCAUGCCGGAUGGCACUCUGUCAGAUUGUGUUUCUUGCUCGCUAAUAGAAUUCCUAGGGCGAAGAUGAAUGAUUGUUUCAGAAUCUUGGUACCUAUUAUCACCUGUUGGUUACUCAAUAAUGCUGAGGCAGUGAAUCCGUCACCAAAUUUUUCGCCAUCGGCUUAUUCUCACAGGCAUGAAGCAGGGGGCACAGGUAACAACCACCUCCAGGAAGAAAUUGACCUCGGCACAACCCUUGUGGCAAUCAAGUAUGCUGGAGGAGUUGUUGUAGGCGCAGAUACGAGAACAUCAGCGGGGGGAUACGUCUCGAACAAGUUUGCGUACAAAAUCAACCCGAUUUUUAGACCCGAUUUCGAAGAUCCGACCGAAGUGGACGAGAGCGACGAGCCGUCACGAAUUUCCUCAUCCUCGUCAUCUUGUGUGUUGUGCCGGUCGGGAAGUGCAGCAGAUACGCAAUGGCUGGCAGGCUUGGCCAAGCAACGAUUUCAGAUGCGUAAAUUGGAACGUCCUGGUUAUCGUCCUUCGAUAUCCGAAGUAGCACACUUCCUUCGAUAUCAAAUGAGACAAGGUGGUGGUGAGUCACAGUUUCAAGCCAGUUUGAUUUGUGCUGGCUAUGACUCGGUGACAAAUGGUGGUCAAAUAUUUGGAGUCACCCCCGGUGGAAGCUUGUGGGAAGAAGAUAACUUUUGUGUCAGUGGAUCAGGUUCAACGAUCUUGUUGGGGUAUCUGGACGAUGCUCUGCAAACUGCAAAGCAAAACUUUGCGUCCGAGUAUACGGAAGAGUGUGCAAUAGCACUCGUUACGAAACUUUUGCGGCUAAGCAUAGCGCGAGACGGAAGCUCUGGUGGACUGGUGCGGCUCUAUGUAAUAAAUCGAAACGGCCUCGAGGAACGGACCGUCUAUCCUUUUAUGGAUACCAGUACGUCAACAGCGCCGUCAGUAGAAGGAGCUGGAGAAAAAACAACCCAUACAGACUUAGAGGGAUUCGCUAAACCCGUUUCUGGUUGUUGAAACAGCAGCUGAAACUAAAAUUGUGUAAUAUUGUGCUAAAAAGUGGGCUUUCUACUUUUAAAUCUAUUCUAUUUUAUUCAAGUCCCAUACAGUGGUGACCAAAGUACUGCGGUGUUGCUGCUCUAUUCCUCGAUUUCAAUGAACAACUCCAUCUACUUUUCAUUGUCUAUCUACUUUAUUCCAGUGGUCGAUGAUAGCGGCAGCAAUAUGCCGCCCCCAAAGUUCGUAUCCCUCAUCGUUUGGAUGUAUCCCGUCAACCGAAACAAAAUCUCUACCCUCGCCAAUGUUACCUUUAUUGUCAGGGCUAGCGUUGCUAUUAUUGCCUGCGAGUGAUGAUAUCGAACAAGACUGAUCAUGAUCCGACUUGGAUUUACUCUCGCUUGACAAAGAUUCUUCUUCUUUUGGACCGUAGUAAUUUUUCAUGACUUCUUCUAUUCUUUCCCUAACAGAGCGAACACUGUCGGUGACUCGCAGUAGCAAUUGCUCAUUUUUGAUAUUUUUUCGAAUGGAUCCAAUACCCAUUUCCUCGUCGGUCCACCACUCCAAGUCAGGCUGAUGCACAAAAACAACAUUAUCUGGAAAACAAGAUGCCAAGAAGCGUUUGUUGUUCUCCAUUGCACGAAAUAUCGGAAUCAAAAACCAACACAGAGGAACUAAUCGAAAAAACUGGAGAGGAGCCACCGGUAGUUCUGGAACCACCACCAAUGGGUGUCUCAUAUUUUUUGGAUUCUCACUUGACUGCUGGACGUUUGAUGCUUUUUGAAGACCGUCGCUAGGAAGAAAGGUGUUUGUUGACUUCUCCUGGUCUUGACUAUUUCUCUUUCUGUUAGUAUGUUCAAGAUCCAAAUUUCCAUGCAUCUUCUCCUUUAGUGCUUCUAAAACCUGACGAAGGCUGUUAUUGAGCUUCGUCGGUCCCUGACCACUGCUCUUAUUCAUGUGUGGCAUGAAUGCUUCUUUCACGUCAUUUAAACCUGUCAGAACGACAGCAAUGUCAUAUUCGGCAGCAGCCUUGGAAACAACGGAUGUCCUCCGAAAUAGAGUUCCUUUAUGGAUCAAGGGAAUGCGUUCACUUUUUGAAUGGUUAUCAUCUUUGUUUACCGAUCCCACAUCUCUUUCGUUUGCCAAUAUAUCCUCUGGAGGAAGGUUCUCUCGAAAGUAAUCGUAGUAAUAGUCAUCUUCGUCAUCGUCAAGUUGGGGCAAUGGCUUCAAAACAAUAUCUUUGAUGGCAGAUAAAUCUUCCUCUACCAGUUGCUUUCGUUUUCGAAACAUAAGUCGAACAUUACUCCACCACUCGUUAAGGACUCCUUGUGGAUUAUUUGGAAUCUCCGCAGAAUCAAACUUCUCCUUUUCUCUCAUUCGCUUCCACCACUUGAGGAUAGGAUUUUGUGGUUGUUGUUGUACGUCAUUUACCUCAGAAUCUGGAACCGCCGGAUCUAAAUACUCGAUGUCGUUAUUUGCAUGACGUUCCAACCAACGCCGUCGUCUAUUUUGAAAUUCUUUGACUAUUCGUUCCAAUUGCCGGCCUUUUGGAUGAGGAUCAUAGGGUUCGAUUUCUUCUAUAUCCUUCACGAGUUGUGCUGCCGAAACACCCGGGGUUCCAACGCAUGUCCAGUAGACAGCCCUCCCGCCCAUUUCCUUCGACAAAGACCGUGCAAUAGACUCGGGCAAAAUUGGGACACCCGACUUGGACAUUCCCACCCCGGCUGCCAAGGAAUCUCCCACGACCAGCAAUCGCAAGGGUCUUUCAUUACCCGGUGUGUGAUUCGAGGAAGAUGAAAAUGGAUGUAAUAUCCACGAUGAAAUAGAUUUGGUUCUAUCCUCGUCAAUGGCAACCGCUACGCCUCUUGCUGGCAUCACAGGCCGAGGAGCAUCGGAAUGAUUGACCCGAUAAUCAUUUAGCAAUAAUGAGCCUUGGAGUAUUGCAAUCAGUGGAGUAGAAAAAUAGACUCCCAACGCCCAC